Messenger RNA from Paramecium sonneborni, 2682 nucleotides. The record is from the annotation of a GenBank genome assembly. Lineage: Eukaryota; Ciliophora; Oligohymenophorea; Peniculida; Parameciidae.
AUGGAAGAAACUGAUGCUUUGAUAAAAUCAUCUGAACCACAACAUAAAAGAAACGUUAUCUAGGCGCUUAUAAAUGAAUACAAAAUAAUGUAUGCUGGUCUAUAAAAUCAGUAUUAUUUUUAUUUUAAACUUAGAGAAUACCUGGAUUAUUGUUUUGUAAAAGGAGCUUCUGGAUAGACAGUACCAUUAGCUCUUCUAUUACCAGUAGGUCUGUUUUUAGGAACAGUUAAUAUAUUGUCUAAAGCUAUGACCAAUAUUAUUGAAGGUUUAUAAUGACUAAUAAUUUUAGGUGAUUAUAUCAUGACAAAUUUUGUUCAGGUAAUUCUAUAAAUCUGUGGAUUAUGCAUAGUUUUAUACUUAUUGCUUAAGGCAUGUGAAGUUAUCCCAAAAAAAAUUCAAAAUCCACUUCUUUUUGGGAGAGUAACAACGUAUGUUUUUAUGUGUCUUUUGAUUGCAAUGGGAAUAUUAGUUGUAGAGAGGAUAGUUGAAGGAUAAGCAAGAACUUAUCAUACAUCUUAAUUCUGGGUAGUAUUUGCUUUGAUAAUUUGGUAAAAAAUCUUGGUGUUAUUUAUAUAUGAUUAUAAAGUAAGAUUUGCUGCAUUUUUAUUUUUAUACACUUAUUAUGCAUUUAGAGUUUCAGGUGAAUAAUUUAGAUGGGCUUAUAAUCUAUUAAAAGCCUCAGUCUACAUUGUACUAGAGUUAGUUAUGGUCAUAGAUAGAGAAUUAAAAAAUUAUGCUGAUUAUUAAUUAGAAAAUAAUGUAAUUUAUAAGUUUGUAUAUUUAGAUGCACACUAAAUAAGUAUUAGAAGAAGUAGUACCUCCAAUGAGAAUGUUUUAAUAAUAAUUCUUGUUAGAAUCAUAUCUUAAAGUAUUUCCUGUCGUGAUUUUUGAUUAAACAAAAGAAUUACUGAACAUAUCAACUGAAACUCUAAAAUUAUUAGGUUAAACUGAUUUAUUUUAAGCCGAAAAGCAAUUAAGAAAAAUGGAGAUUGUAGAGGUCUUUAAUAAAAAGGAAUAAGUAUCAGUUAAAGAGAUGACAGUUAAAUUAACUAGAUAGGCUAAAUUUGGAUCUACUUGUGGAGUAAAUGAAAAAGGGGAUUUAUUACAUUCUUUAAUCAAUGGUCCAGCUUUAUAACAAUUAAGAACAUAGUAAUAAACUGAUUAGCCAAGAUUAUAAACUUAAGGAUAAUUAGAAUAACUUCUAAAUGAUCUUAUUAAAGGAGAUUAAGAAUACUUAAAAGGAUUGCUUGUAUUAAAAUUGAGUAAGGAAAAGUAAUACUAUUUCUCUUUUCAUUUGAUUCGUAACAAUAAAAUUUAUCUAUUUUUGGAUGAUGUUUCUGAAAUCAUGAAAAUGUAAAUGAAAAAUUAAGAUGAAAUUUCUGAACCUAAAGAUAAUAGAGAUAUUAAUAUUCUUUUAUCCUAGAUUCGUUAAAUUUCAACCCUAAAAAGUUAUCCUAUCCCAACUAAAAUAUCAAAUAUUGAAUUGAAAUCUUGUUAUUUAGAAUCAAAUUAAUUAAGAAUUAAUUAUGAUAAAAUUAAUUUUGAUCAAAUGGUAAUUAAUUUAUAAGAAUAUUAUAAUCAUCGAAUUCCUACAAUUAAAUUUUCAAUUAAAAAUUAAGUUAAAUUGACCACUAACUUUUUCAAUGAUGAAGAACGUAUUCGAUAAAUUAUUGAUAUAAUAAUGGAAAAUAGUAUUGAAUAAACAAAAGAUGGAUUUAUUGGUAUUACUUUUGAGAAUGAUCCAAGAUCCAAUUGCAUUUAAGUAUCUAUUCAAGAUACAGGCAUUGGAUUAAAUUUAGAUAAAAUUAAGGAUGAAUCAGGUAAUAAAAUGUCAGGCCUUUUCAUAGCUAAUUAUUUAACUAAAAUAUUAGGAGUUUCAUUUUUUAAUAAAAAGAUAAAUGGAUUUAUUGCAAAUAGAGGAUUGCGAAUAAUAACUACACAAGAGUAUGGAACUAAAAUAUCAUUCACUCUUAGAAAUAUGUUAAUUGAUCAAAACAAUACCUUUUUCCUUAUUGAUGAAAAUUUAGAAGAUGAUGAUUAAAAUUAAGAUGAAAUUAUUGAGAGAUACUUAAUUGAAGAAUAGACUCAAUAUUUAAAUAGAUUAAAAAAGUAUAUUUAUAUACUUAUAUAGACCAAUUAAAUAUAUAGUGAUGAAAAAUGAAGAGAAAAAAGUAGUUUAAAUUUUGGAAGAUAGAAUAGUUAAAAGACCUCAAUUAAAAGGAAUGAUGAAACUUUAAGAAUCAGGUAGAUUAAAAUCUCUGACUAAUUAAAUUGAAUAAAUAUAAAUUCCUUAGGAAAAAUGUAUUUGUGAAACUCCAUUAAUUGUAAAUAGUGAUUACUAUUUUUCAACUGUUUUGAAAGAAUUCAACUUCUAAAUAGUUACUGAAUCUGAAGCAUUAAAAUUAAUAAACAUAAAACUUAAAGAGAAUCCUUGUAUAUAGAAGGGAUGUAUAGCAUUUAACAAAAUUUACAUUAAUUGUUCCAAUCCAAAAGUUAAUUACGAUGAGUAAUAUUUAACUUAAAUUUUAGUUUGGUGAAGAAAUUACUUAUCUUAAAUAAGUAACUUAAUAUCAUAGUCCUUUAAUACCUUCCUUGGGGAGAAUAACAACCUAAUAUCACUUAUUAUUAGAUGCCAACUAAAUUAGAUAUUAUUUUUAAGUGAUAUAUACAUUUCACUAAUAA